AUGAAAGAUCAGUACCAAGUCGUCAUGAAGGGAACAAAAUCUGUUUUAGAGGCUUCAAAAUGGGUAGCUGGCCAUCUGUCUUCUCAUCCUGAUAAGCAUUUGUCAGCAAGAAUACUAAUUGCGGGGUGGGAUGAUGAAAGCAAGCGUCCUGCCUUGUAUUCCGUGAAUUCUGAGGGGGAAGUGUUUAAAAAACGAAGGGAUGUCACUGGAGCUGGUACAGGACUUGCUUCUGAUCUUUUUGGAUGCAGUUUUGACAAGAAGUGGUAUGGUUCAGCUGUGGUGCAUGCUGAAUGGAUGGUUCGCUCUACUGCAGGCGCACUUGAACACUUCAGGAGUCUAGGUCAGGUUAAUGCUGAGUAUAGUGGUUACGUUAGUGGAUAUCAGGUCUCAGCUGCUGGGUGGAAGAGGAGCUUUUACAAUUUACAUGUUCCUCCUGGAUUUUUCUACGAAAGCAUUGGAUGGCCUAUCGCUUAA
Molecule: messenger RNA, 474 nt
Organism: Oldenlandia corymbosa var. corymbosa
Lineage: Eukaryota; Viridiplantae; Streptophyta; Magnoliopsida; Gentianales; Rubiaceae
Source: the annotation of a GenBank genome assembly